This is a messenger RNA of Tetrahymena thermophila SB210, 525 nucleotides long. RefSeq names its product acyl carrier protein, putative. The record is from RefSeq and is a predicted model, not a curated record. NCBI's taxonomy places the organism in Eukaryota, Ciliophora, Oligohymenophorea, Hymenostomatida, Tetrahymenidae. The transcript has a single exon.
AAAAUAAUAUUAAAUAAAAAAGAAUAAGAAGAAUUCAAAGAAGUAAAAAGAAAAGGAUAUAAAGGAAUGUUCAGAAAUAUUUUAAGCCUUGUUACCAAGCCUUCCAAAUUGAGCCAAAAAACCUUUUACAACUUCGCUGCUGCUAAGAACGAAGUUUAGGUUUCCAAGAAAUAGCAAUAAGCUGGUGCCAAGAGAGAUUUAACUUAGUAUGUUGAAGGUUAAAUCGUCAACAGAAACCAACUUACUCUUAAGAAAUAAGAAGAUAUUGAAUAGUAUGUCCUCAAAUUAGUCAGAGGCUAUUUCAGAACUACUAAUAAAUAAGGUUUGAAUAUCAACUCUGUCUUACAAGACCACGGUUUGGAUGAGUUCGACUCUAUUGAAUUAGCCAUGCAAGUUGAAGAAGAUCUUGGUUACGUUAUUUCUGCUGAAACCAUCCCUGUCCUCAACAAAGUCAAGCAUUUCGUUAACUAUAUUAACCAUGUUGAACAAUUCAAGGCCGAAAACGGAAAGGCUCCUAUUGCUUGA